Molecule: messenger RNA, 2750 nt
Organism: Aricia agestis (brown argus)
Lineage: Eukaryota; Metazoa; Arthropoda; Insecta; Lepidoptera; Lycaenidae
Product: alanine aminotransferase 1-like
Exons: 11
Coding region: 279-1862 (527 amino acids)
Biological process (GO): biosynthetic process
Molecular function (GO): pyridoxal phosphate binding; L-alanine:2-oxoglutarate transaminase activity
Source: RefSeq, a predicted model, not a curated record
CAUCUGCUUAAACAAAGAGAAAAGACGAAUAACAAAAUAUGUCCCAUGUUGUUUCCUUACGUUAUAUAAUUUGUGUUGUGUUGAACUAAUUGUGUAACCAGUUAUCAGAUAAACGGGCAUAAGUCACAGCAAUCACAUGCGCUAAUAAUAUCUUCCGCUGAUUAUUCAUUCAUUAUUUAAAUUGAAUCCGAAUCGAGCGGCUGUCAUCUUGAACGUGUUUAGCGGGUGUGCGGGAGUAUAAAGUGACGUUUAAGAGGAGUGUCAUCGAUUCGGCGAUAAUGUCAGCGGUGUCACCGAUUACGAUGUUGAUAAGCCGCACGGUGGCGAGCGGCAGUCGCGUUCUGAGCGGCAGUGCGGCGAGGACCGACGCGGACGUGGCAUUCCUGGCGGCGAGGACGAACCUAGUGAAGCACCGAACCAUGGCGUCUCGCGCUGUGAGCCUCGACAACAUGAACCCCAACUUCAUCAAGUUGGAGUACGCCGUGCGCGGCCCGCUCGUCAUCCGCGCCGCCGAAAUCGAGAAGGAGUUGGAAAAGGGCGCGCAGAAGCCGUUCAAGCGGGUGAUCAAGGCCAACAUCGGAGAUGCGCACGCCAUGGGGCAAGUGCCCAUCACCUUUAUCAGACAGGUGCUGGCGUGCACCGUCCUCCCCGAGCUGCUGAAGACCAGCGACUUCCCCGCCGACGUGAAGCAGCGCGCCUGCGACCUCAUGAGCGGUCUCGGCGGCGGCUCGGUGGGUGCGUACUCGGCGUCGCACGGCGUGGACAUGAUCCGGCAGCAUGUGGCAGAGUACAUCGCGCGGCGGGACGGCCACCCCAGUCGCUGGCAGGACGUGUGCCUCUCCGCCGGCGCCUCCACCGCCAUCAAGAACUGCCUGCAGCUGCUGUGUAACCCCGUCGAUGGGAAGCCGUCGGGUGUGAUGAUCCCGAUCCCGCAGUACCCGCUGUACUCGGCGUCGCUGGCGGAGUACGGUCUGCGGCAGGUGCACUACUACCUCGACGAGCCGCGCGGCUGGGGGCUGGACGUCGGUGAACUAGAGCGCUCGCUCACCGACGCCGCGAAGGAUACCGCCGUGCGGGCGAUCGUGGUUAUUAACCCCGGGAACCCUACUGGACAGGUGUUGACUCGCGAGAACAUCGAGGCGGUGAUAAAGUUCGCGCACGCGCACCGCCUGUUCAUCUUCGCGGACGAGGUCUACCAGCACAACAUCUACGCCGAGGGCAGCCAGUUCCACUCCUUCAAGAAGGUGCUAGUAGAGAUGGGCGCGCCUUACGUGAACGAAGUGGAGCUAGCGUCGUUCAUGUCGGUGAGCAAGGGCUACAUGGGGGAGUGCGGGCUGCGCGCCGGCUGGAUGGAGCUCGUCAACAUGCAGCCCGAGGUCCAGGCUCACCUCUACAAGGCCAUCUCCGCCAUGCUGUGUCCCGCCGUCACCGGGCAGAUCGCUAUUGAUUGUGUGGCCAAGCCCCCCGCGCCCGGCGAGCCGUCAUACGACCUGUGGCUGUCGGAGACGACGGCGGUGCUGGCCUCGCUCAAGAAGCGCGCGCGGAUGAUCGUCGACACCUUCAACAACAUGCCCGGUUUCCAGUGUAACGAUGUGCAGGGUGCUAUGUACGCAUUCCCGAGCAUCGAACUACCGCCCAAGGCGAUCGAGGUGGCCAAGUCGAAGGGGCUCGCGCCAGACGUCUACUACGCGUUCAGGCUGCUGGAGGAGACAGGUAUCUGCAUCGUCCCCGGCACCGGGUUCGGCCAGCGUCCCGGCACGUUCCACUUCCGCACCACCAUCCUGCCGCAGCCGCAGCUGCUGCAGGAGAUGCUCGACAUCUUCAAGGGUUUCCAUACCAAGUUCACCAAGGAGCACUCGUAAGUGCACUCGGUGGGUGAAGGCGGCCGUGGGUGAAGGGUUACCCUGGGUGAAAUUUUACCCUGGGUGAUGCGUUACUUUGGGUAAAGCAUUAUUUGGGUAAAACGCUGUCCUGGGUGAAGUCUUACCCUGGGUAUAGUGGAACUCUCGGUGAUGCGUUACCCAGGUAUGAUAGUACAUAAUUAUACCUACCCUGUGAUGAUUAUAAGUGAAGUUUUACCAUCAGUGAUGCAUUGUCCUGGGUGAAAUGUUACCCGAGGUAUUUGGUUACCUAGACACAUUUUUCACUCUGGCUUCUCGAGGUGCAGCGAUACUUUGUUAUGGUGAAUAGUAAUAUAGUGUAGUAGCACCCUGGGUUAAAUAUUACUCUGGGUGACUCGUCACCAUAGUUGCAUGUUAUAAUAAUGUUGGCAUAAUAGUAUUUUCUAAAUGCAUUUUGCAUAGCCUUAUUUAAUUUAUGUACAGAGUAUCACAAAAACUUACAGUAAUAUUUUACAGAUUAUUGUUUUAAUAUUAUUAUCAAAUAAGAUGUGUUUAUAAAAGACAGCCAAGAAACCUAUGGUAUUAAAAUUGAAUAUUUUUAUUAUUUUCUUUGAUCACUUUGUUUCUUUUAUUCUUUAAUGUUUGUAUAUUAUUAUACGUAGUAUCUUUUAAUUUAAAUUGUUCUGUGAUUUUGUGACGUUUUGGAGUCGAGAAUUAUUAUUGUAUUUUCUUAUAAAUACAUAAAUCAAUCGAAAAGAAAGCAGCGCGUGGUUUUUACAGCAUUUAUAACUUUUAUACAAACAAAGCACAAGUCAGUAUAAUAUUACAUACUUUAAUAAUUGAUUUAUUUACAAAUUGUAUAUUAUAAGAUUAAUUGAAACAAAAAGGACGUAUUAUAUUUCUGAGCUG